Messenger RNA from Rhagoletis zephyria (snowberry fruit fly), 3483 nucleotides. The record is from RefSeq and is a predicted model, not a curated record. Lineage: Eukaryota; Metazoa; Arthropoda; Insecta; Diptera; Tephritidae.
AUGGCCAUGCAGCAGCAGCUGGCCUAUCAGCAAUCCCUGGCGGCCGGUCUGGAGAUGCAUAACCAACUGGCUGGCGCUGCCACGCUGCCGCCCGGUGUUGAGGCGGUCAACGACUACGGCGAACAGCUUUACCAGCAGCAGCUGCAUCAGGCACAGCUCCAGGAGCAGCAGUACUUGAUUCAACAGCAGCAGCAGCAACAACAACAACAACUGCAACGUCAGGCACUCUUUGCCGAGCAACAGCAGCGUCUUCAAGAGGAGCAACUGCGGCUUCAAGAGGAGCAACGUCUGCAACGACUCCAGCAGGAGCAACAACAGCGUCUCCUGCAGGAACAGCAACUUCAGCAAGAGCGCCUUCAACAGGAGCGGCUUCAACAGGAGCGGCUUCAACAGGAGCGACUUCAACAGGAGCAACUCCAUCAAGAGCGCCUUCAACAGGAGAGAAUCCAGCAGGAGCGUCUUCAGCAGGAGCGUCUCCAGCAGGAACAGCUUCUACUUCAGCAACAUCAACAAGCAGCAGCAGUCNAUGCGUCCAUUCCGGUGCCCGGCUACUACGAGCAGCCAGUGCCGGCAAUGAUGAUCGCUCCCUCGCCGGUAGCAGAGCAGCAGCAGUCUGCCUCCACUUUGGGCGCCUACGAGUACGACAACUCGCCCGAGGAGAACAGCUACAGCCAGCCAGGUAUGGGCGGCGGCGGGGGCGGCAUGCCGGCGGGCGUCAUUCAGCCGACACCGCCGGAGCCGGCAGAGUACCUCGACGAUGGCACCAACAACACCAGCCAGGAUGCGCCCUCGGUCACCUCGGAGACGUACGACAAUGGAGUGGCUCCUCCGCCAGAGGAGUUGCUUUCUGGCUCGUCCGCUUCUCCGGAGAGGAACGAGGAGGAGGGGUAUCAGCAACAGCAACAUCUGCAACAACAACAACAACUUGGAGUCGCAUAUGAGAGCGACUCAAACUCUCGAAAUGUACCUGAAGAGACUGAAGAGGAGGAUGAGGAGAGCGUCAGCGAGUCGCAGGCGUCUCAGUUCGCCACUGACACUGUCUCUGAAGUGCCAGAGGAGUCUUCUGAUUCUACUGACCAGGUUGAAGGGGCGAUGGCAGAUCAGUUUGAGCCUCCACCACCUGAAGAAGAAGUGGUCGAGCCGGCAUUUGAACAGCAAGAAGAGGAGGAGGAAGAGGCUGCAUUUGACUCCUAUCAGUUGUCAGCAGAGGUGGUGACAAAUGACGUUGAGCAGCAGCAGCAGCAACAGCAGCAGCAACAACAACAAACUGAUGAAGAGGCUAAAGAGGAAAAGCUGCAGCCACAACAACACUUUCCGCCAGCUGAAGCCAUGGUGAAUGGAACGCCAGCUACUCUGCCCGCUGAUCCAAAGCCAGCGGUUGUAGUCGUGCCCGAUGAAGACGAUGACGAAGAAGGAGAAGAAGAAGAAGGGGAGGACGAUGACGGCGCCGCCUCGCUGCCGCUGCUCUCUGAAGCCGAGAUUGCAAAGCUGAGCAAGAACCAGCGGCGAAAGUACAAGAAGAAGCUUCGCAAUCGGCAGAAGCGUAAGGAGCGAAACCUGGUGGAGAAGAAGAAGCAGGAGCUGGCGAAGCUGCUGGCGAACCAGCUGAAGGGCGUCGAGGAGAAGGGCGGUAAAGCGGUGAAAAGAGAGGUCGUCGAAGACGAAGGCGAAGACGACGCCAUGGAGAUCGACGACGAGGACGAGGCUGAAGAGGAGAAGGAGAAGAAGCGCCGCUUGGAGGAGGAGGAAAGGCGACGGAAGGAGGCGCUGAAGAGGGAGGAGGAGGAAAUGAAGAGCUCACUGCCGGAGAAGGUCGAAAUUGAGUACGUCCCGGAGGCGAUUCCCAAGGACCCGGUGUACAUGCAGUUCCUGAAGGUCUUCGACAAAUUUUCCGCCGUGUCGCCGGACGAGGCGAGUCGCCUGGAGGCAGAGCGGCUGGCGGAGGCGCACCGCAACCGCGACGACCGCGCCAAGAUGCUGGAGAUGAAGAAGCCCAUUGAGCUGGAGCUGAAGGACGACGACGAGGGGGCGGUGAAUGCGGACGGCUCGGCGAGGCUCUCCAAGCGGCGGCUGAAGGCGCUGACGCGCAUGAGCAUCGCCGAUCUGAAGCAGAAUGUCACCCACCCGGAGCUGGUGGAGAUGCACGACGUGACGGCCCGCGACCCCAUUCUCCUGCUGCAGCUCAAGUCGACGCGGAACACGGUGCCCGUGCCGCGCCACUGGUGCUACAAGCGGAAGUACCUGCAGGGCAAGCGCGGCUUUGAGAAGCCGCCUUUCAAGUUGCCCGAGUUUAUCCGCCGCACCGGAAUUCAGGAGAUGCGCGAGGCGGUGCAGGAGAAGGAGGACGCCAAGUCGCUCAAGUCGAAGAUGCGGGAGAAGAUUCGCCCGAAGAUGGGCAAGAUCGACAUUGACUACCAGAAGCUGCAUGACGCCUUCUUCAAGUGGCAGACGAAGCCGAACAUGACCAUCCACGGCGACCUCUACUACGAGGGCAAGGAAUUUGAGACGCGCCUCAAGGACAAGAAGCCCGGCGACCUGACCACGGAGCUGCGCUCGGCGCUGGGCAUGCCCACCGGGCCGAACGCCAGCAAGUGCCCGCCGCCGUGGCUGAUUGCCAUGCAGCGGUACGGCCCGCCGCCCUCCUACCCCAACCUGAAGAUUCCCGGCCUGAAUGCGCCCAUUCCCGAGGGCUGCUCCUUUGGCUACCACGCCGGCGGCUGGGGCAAGCCGCCGGUGGACGAGUACGGCCGACCGCUGUACGGCGACGUCUUUGGCAUCACCGCCGCCGCCAACGACCUGGCGCUCAUCGAGGAGGAGGUGGACCGCAGCAAGUGGGGCGAGCCAGAGUCCGAGGAGGAGUCGGAGGCGGAGGAGGAGGAGGAGGAAGAAGGGGAGGAAGGCGGCGGCGAUGAGGCCGAGGGAGGCCAGGUGGAUCGGUCGGGUCUGGUGACGCCGGCCGCCGAGGGCCUGGUCACGCCCAGCGGCUUCUCCACCGCCCAGGGCAUUGAGACGCCGGACAUGAUUGAGCUGCGGAAGCGGAAGCAGGCCAUUGAGGCGGAGAUGGAAAGCGGCGAGAACCCCGCCCUGUUCACGGUCAUUCCGGAGAAGAAGACGGACCGCUUCGGCAAGGAGAUGAUGGGCUCGAUGCACGUCUACGACUUUGCCUCCCUCUCCAAGACCAGCUCCAAGUCAUCUUCAAGGCACGGCGACGGCGUCGAGGUGGCCCUCGACCCGAGUGAGCUGGAAGACGGGGGCGGCCUGGACAGCAACCAGAUGGCGGCCAAGUACGAGCAGUCGUUGCGGCAGCAGUCGGGCGGCAAUCCGCACGAGGACCUCAGCGACAUGGUGGCGGAGUACGCGGCCAGCAAGCAGCAGCACAAGCGGAGAAAGGGCGGUGACCAGAGUGGUGGUGGUGGUCAGUCGGACGGCGCCAAGUCCUCCACCUCGCGAGACAAGGCCAAGAAGUACCAGUUUAAGUUUUAA